Hydractinia symbiolongicarpus is the source of this 1029-nucleotide messenger RNA. RefSeq names its product protein FAM199X-like. The record is from RefSeq and is a predicted model, not a curated record. The coding region runs from base 124 to 984 and encodes 286 amino acids. The transcript is spliced from 9 exons. NCBI's taxonomy places the organism in Eukaryota, Metazoa, Cnidaria, Hydrozoa, Anthoathecata, Hydractiniidae.
GCCUGUUCAUACCUUUAAAUGGCAAACAUAAUGGCGGAAUGAUGAAGUGAAUCAUCGUGGCCAAAAUUUUUGAAUUAAUUUCUAUUCCAAAACUCCAAAUACAUCACCUUAUUAGAUAAAACAAUGAUGAUGCUAGGACCUACAGAAAUGGAGCAGGCCGAACUUGGGUUGUUAGGCAUAAAUGAUGAAUACACUAGUUAUCUUGGCUUCCCAACCGACACUGUUUUAUAUUCUGAUGCAACUAUCUUUGAUUCAUUGCUGGAGGAAAGAAACGAGAUCUGCAGUUCAGUUUCUUCAUCACAGUGUCCAUCUGUCACAUCUGAAAUUCCGGACUAUGAUAUAGGACUAGACAAUACCCUGGAUGCAUUUAUUUUUGACAGAUCUGUUGAAUUGACACCUGAAAAAUCUCCUGUAAAUAUAAAAUCGAAUCGAAAGAAAUUAAAGAACGAAAUAAAAAUAAGUAACAAAAACAAAAAGGAUUUGUCUUUUGGAAAAUGGAGUACACUUUCUGGAUCACAGCAAACAAAGUUACUGGAAACCCUAAUGGAGACUGUUUCCCACAAACUUGGUUUACGCGAACAGUUGGAUAUCAUCAACAUAAUCAAUCCCAGUGCACAGUUGUCGCCAAGCGAUACUGAAUUUUUUAUUGACUUCGACUUGAUGGAUGACCACAAGUACGACUUAUUGAAUGCAUAUGUGGAGAAAGAAUUGAGGAAACUAGACAAAACAUCGGAUGCAAUAGAACAAAAGCGCAACAAGGAAAAACACGCAGAGCAGGUCGCAAAAGAGAGAAAACAACAAAGACUAAAUCGACGUCAACAACGCUCAAAAGAAAAACAGGAGAAACUUUCAAAGAUGUGUAAACAGCUACGAAAAGAACGACGAAGCGGAUUGUUCUCUCGCGAACAGGUUGUUGCUGUCGAACAGACCCCUACCAGUGCAGAAGUGAAUGAAGAAGAAGAUGAAAUAGACAUUUUAACGUGAAAGUUUUGUACAAAAAAUAGAGAAAAAAUAAAUUUGUCUGCAAAA